Molecule: messenger RNA, 1457 nt
Organism: Haliotis rubra (blacklip abalone)
Lineage: Eukaryota; Metazoa; Mollusca; Gastropoda; Lepetellida; Haliotidae
Exons: 2
Coding region: 326-859 (177 amino acids)
Source: RefSeq, a predicted model, not a curated record
AUGUUUUGACUCUUCUAUGUGUUUACACAGCAGUAGGUUCAUAUCCAACGGAACUUGUGUAUCUGAGUGCCCAGGACGAGAGCCGUACGUCGCUAGUGGCAAAUGUAUGCCGGAAUGUCCUGAUAACACAAGCCUAUUUCCUGGCAACAAAUGCGUUUAUCAACCAGAUGCACAACGAUGAAAGACGCGGUCAUGUACAAUGGAUCAUGCUUACCUACAUGCCCUCCCUUUUGCUAAAUAUGUACAUUCUAGAAGUUGUCUUUCCAAAUGUCCGAGAGGGUUUUCCCUAACGGUUCUGACUGCCUAGAUAAUUCCAACUGCCAAAAUGUCGUAUACAAUGAAUCCUGUUUAUCAUCCUGCCCCAAAGCAGCGAACAGGAAGGACAGGGAACUGUUACUCCAUUUGUCCAUGGGGGACCAACAGUUAUCAGGCUACAUGCAUAGAUGAUAACGAGUGUCUGGAAAAGAAAUUCUAUCUCUUCAAUGGUAGUUGUGUGCCAACGUGCCCAUUUGGCUUUGCUGGUUUCACAGAUUACUUUUGUAAAGACGUAAUGAGUGAUUAUUAUGCAAUUAUAGGUGUGUCAGUUAUUCUGUUGAUUGCGCUGAUGGGUCUGUUUUGCAUGAUGUACAAUUCUAAAGAAUCAAGGCUAAUGAGUGCACCGGCGAAGCUUCAAGGAGAACAGCUCACUUGUGUUACGUCGGACAAUGACCCUGGACAACAGCAAGACAACGCUGAACAUCCGUAUGAAGGAAACAUGGAAUUUAAUUCCGAUGAAGAGAUGCUCCAUUGGAAGAUCACCGAAAUAACCCUCAUGAUGUGGACAUCUGUCAUGGAGUUGCGAACUGUUCUUAUAAUGUGAUUGUCCAUCCACAAGAGACGACGACGCCGACGACGUACCUCUGCUGCAAGCAACAUCAGAAGACGACCCGCUGAUCCAGCAAGCUGAUGAUGCCUUCUUAUUUGGUGAUGGAACUUGCUGAAUUUGUCACAACAGUGAAAGACUGGUUGGUAAUGUCUCUUAUGACUUGAAUACGCCACUGAAUAUGCAUUAUUAUCUUAGUAAUGAAAUUACUUUUACCAUCCUCAGAAAAUGUGCAUUUGAUAUAAUUAGGCAAAACAUGGAUGCUGUCCCAACUUUACAGUUUGACAUUGAUAACUUGCCUUCCCCUCCAGUCACAGCGUUUCGGCUUCUUUUAUUAGCAUCUUUAUCCUCUUGUGUUUGUUUGUUUGUCAUCAUUGAUCUUUUACCUGUUUUAAACGUUGCUUCUAAAAAUGUGAUCAUACCCAUUAUUAUUAUUUCACAUAUAUCUGAUGACCAACAGGUAACAGGCUGAUGGCCAUCAAUGUUUUCAAAUGUUAAUACUACAUGUAUAUAAUCUUUCGAAAUAAUUUCACUUCUUAAACAGACCUUUCGCAUCGUGCCAUAAUUGAUAAAUAUAAAUCCAUAGGAGUGUGUC